AUGCUUAUCAAUGGCGGCACCAAUAACACAUGUCAAAAAUCAACUUCAACAGCAACACCGCCAGUCACCGCAACAACAACAACGACAACGGUGACGACGCCUUCAAUAUUUAGAACUAGAAAGUCCUCCCUGGCAGCGGAUGAAGUUGAUGCAACAUCUGCCAACAGCAACAACAAAACAAAAACCCUGGAACAAGAAAUUGAAGUUAAAAAUGUGGACGGCGUUAAUGUUGACAAAACUAACCACACAACAUCAAUGUCCGCAAACAACUCAAGUGCCUUAUCAUCCUCCGUACAACUGAGAACAUCGAGUACAGCUGGUGGUAAUGCAACCGCCACCUCAGCUACCAUUCCACGUUGUAGUCUUAAGCAAUACGGAAGCGUUAAUGCAACAACCUCAUCGACAAAUCCACCAACCAUGACAGUUGAUAAUCCUAACGAAUCUUUCGAGGAGGACCAAGCCGGCUCCACCACUUUAUUCGCAAAUGUCACAAAUGGCGAUAACAGCCCCUCGUCGUCGUCGUCGUUAGCCGCUACCACCGAACAAUUGGCUGAAUCGGCCUCAAAUUGUCGCAGUAAAUUAGAAGCAUUGGCCAAUUUGGAUUUGCCAUUUAAUUUAAGCAAUUUGCCAUUGGAUAUUGACGACGAUGACGAUCCAUAUUUUGUACUGCAAGAAUAUUUGGAACGGGUUAAGGUAAGUGGUCAAUAG
Messenger RNA from Musca vetustissima, 708 nucleotides. RefSeq lists its product as uncharacterized. The record is from RefSeq and is a predicted model, not a curated record. The coding region runs from base 1 to 708 and encodes 235 amino acids. Lineage: Eukaryota; Metazoa; Arthropoda; Insecta; Diptera; Muscidae. The transcript has a single exon.